AUGGCUUCGUCUUCGUCCCUAUCGACCAAUACCAGUGAGAUGAGCUCCAAACCCUCGAUAACGAUACCGACACCAACUACGUCCGCUCACAGACCUGAUAUGAAAGGUCGCAGUGCCAGUGACGACUCACAUAAUGCCAUCACCAGUUCAAGAACUUUGUCUCCCGCAACCACGCUCUCCCCGCUGUCAAUGGAGUCUUCAUCACCCCCGACGAAAGGUCAUCUCAGUUUCCCCUUCCCCUUCCCCUUCCCCAGAUCACGGUCCAAGUCCCCAAGGCCCCCACCACUAGACAUCAGCAUUCCGUCCUCCUCCUCCUCCUCAUCCAACAACAUCAAGCGCACCCAGAGCUCGCCCAUCCCGGUUCCGGGGUCUUCUUCUCACGACCACCACCCACGGACGCCGCGAUACACGUCCGACGGCGCCAUAUCCCCCUCAGCCACGAGCCCGUCGUCUCCGGACCUGCAGAAACGCGACAGCUGGAUCCAGAAGAAGUCGCGGCAUAGCGGCAGCUCGCCCGGGGGAUAUGGACGGCACAGCGACGACUGGCUGUUUGGCGGCAUCAGCUUGACCCAGACGGCCAAAGAGAUUGUGCAUCGCGGCAGGAGUAAGAAAGAGGAGUACGGUACCCCUUCUGGGAAUCGUUGA
Fonsecaea erecta is the source of this 645-nucleotide messenger RNA. RefSeq lists its product as hypothetical. Bases 1 to 645 code for a protein of 214 amino acids. Lineage: Eukaryota; Fungi; Ascomycota; Eurotiomycetes; Chaetothyriales; Herpotrichiellaceae. The record is from RefSeq and is a predicted model, not a curated record. The transcript has a single exon.